Gastrolobium bilobum is the source of this 2019-nucleotide messenger RNA. RefSeq names its product BTB/POZ domain-containing protein At2g04740. Gene Ontology annotation, cellular component: cytoplasm; ubiquitin ligase complex. Bases 86 to 1870 code for a protein of 594 amino acids. Gene Ontology annotation, molecular function: protein binding. NCBI's taxonomy places the organism in Eukaryota, Viridiplantae, Streptophyta, Magnoliopsida, Fabales, Fabaceae. The transcript has 5 exons. The record is from RefSeq and is a predicted model, not a curated record.
CACAAACAAGCAACACCCAAACUAAACCAUAGUUUCAUUUCCUCAAUCCGAAUUACACAAAUAUCCAAAUAAAAAACCCGACCCGAUGGCAUUCAUCGACGACGGCAUCGACCUUGACCCGUCGGAUUUCGGGUCAUCGGUUCCUCUGAAGAAGGUCCCAAACGGCGACGUAUUCGAGGCGUCACGUGCGGGCGACGUUGAGCGUCUCCGGUACCUGCUGGAGUCAGGCGUGAACGUGAAUGCGCGAGACCAGUGGGACUCCGUCGCACUCUACUACGCCUGCCUCGCCGGCCACCUCGACGCCGCCCGCAUGCUCCUGGAGAGCGGCGCCAUAUGCUCCGAACACACCUUCGACGGCGACCGGUGCCACUACGCCGCACUGAAUUUGAAGGUCCGAAAACUCCUAAAGGCGUUCGAGGCCCGUCCACCGCCAUUGGGCCCAUUACAGGCCUCUUUAAGGGACACUUUCUUGGCCUCCGAAGCUAACCGCUCUUACUACCUCCUCGCUGAUCCUUACUUUCAAAUUCCCGGUAUUUCAUCCACUCAGGGGUUCAGUUGCAGCAACUUUCCUACAGAUGUGGUUUUUAUUGUACAAGGAAGACCUAUUGAAGCUCACAGAGUCAUUUUAAGUGCAAGGUCACCAUUUUUCAAGAAAAAAUUUGAGACUGAUUGGAAAGAGCGCAGCGAAGUAAGAUUCUCGAGGGAAAAGUUGUCAUAUCCUGCACUUUAUAGUCUCAUACACUUCUUUUAUUCAGACAGAUUGGAGAUUGCCGUGGAUGACAUGGAAGAUCUUGUGAGAAUCUGCAAAGUGUGCAAAUGCGAAUCACUACAGAAAGUUCUUGAGAAAGAAGUGAUUCAUCAAAAAUAUGCAGAGUAUAAAGCAUUGGGAGAUGUAGAUAAUUCUCAAAAGCGGUAUAUUUUACAGGGUCUAUCCCUUCCUGAAGAAGACAGGCUUCCUGCAGCCUUGCAUCGAAUCCUUCUGACUGCCCUUUCAAAUUCCACUUUUGAAAAUGGUCAAGAUGAUGGAAUUGAUAAAUUGGUAUCUAGGAUGGGUGCCAUGCAGAUGACUAAAUCUCUUGACGAUCUUGCUGAUGUUUGUGCAAGAGUUGAUAGAAAAAUUUUCCGCUGCCAUAAAGUUAUUCUAGCCUCAAGGUCAGAAUAUUUUAAAGCAAGAUUGUCACGUAUGAAGGACUUCCAUGAAGGGAAAGAUGAGUUGUCUGUUGACUUGCUUCCUUGCCUUGAAGAACAUGACUUGAGCAUGGCAGCAUUUGAGAAAAUGAUUGAAUAUAUGUACACGGAUGGUUUGCAGGAUAUAAAUCCAGAUCAGGCUGAGGAAAUGUUUGAUGUUGCUUCUAGAUACUUAUUGUUUCCUCUUAAGCGUGCGGUGGCUGAUGUGUUGUUGCCACACUUAGAAAUGGUGUCACCUGAAGAACUUUGCCAUUGGUUAAUUCUAGCAGACAUGUAUGGUGUUGUCAAGAUUCGGGAAUAUUGUCUAGACACCAUUGCUUGUAAUUUUGAGACAUUUGCUGAUACUAAGGAAUUCCGCGCAAUACUGUUGACUUUGCCUCCACCGUCUGGAGACUCGUCUCUUCGUACCACUGUACCGAGCAUUCCUGGAUCUGCUCUAAAUGCUGAUCAAGGAAAUCUUCUUGAUGAUCUACGUGAGAAAUGGCUUGAAAUUGAAGCUGCUGAGCUUGAUCAAAGAGAUGAGAGUGCUUUGCAAUUUGACAAGCGCCUGGAGAUGCUUAUGCUUGUUGCAGAGCAAGAAAAAUCAUCAGGCAAUGCUGAUUCAGAUGGUAUUAAUGACCUCACACCCUUGGCUUUCUCCCCAAUCACCACACUAAUUUCAGAUGAACAAAAAGAACUAUAGAUUUCUGAACAAUUUUUUAAAAUGUAUCAAUUUUGCAUGUCAUCAAUGUCGUAUCUAUAGAUAGCAGGAUUCUUGAGUUAGGUUGCUCGGAGUGCUUAAGUUGUUUUUUUUUCUAACUUCAGUUGCUCGAGCAUUCGUUGAUUCGUAAA